CUCUACAAAACGAGUCUGACUUUCACAUUCAACAAUGCAAAGAUUCUCUGGGAAGGUGGAACAGCAUCAGAAAUGUAGGAGGCAGCCAGGAAAUAAACAAAGGCAUCUCUGAAGAAAAGCGACCGAAACCGAUGGAUUAUUUAAAUACGUUCAGAUGCAGGGCUGUGCAAGUUUCCAUCGCAUUUGAGAAUAAAGUUAAGCUUUUCAUGCAAAGCAAGUAUCUUCAGGAUCAGACGCAAUAACAAAAAGAACAAAUAUUAAAACAGUUAACAAUUUAUAUGUUCACCUGCGAAAUACACUGCAGUUUAUUCCACCGGCGUGACUGUCGCUCUUUUAUCAGCCGCACUGAAGCUUCAUCAGCAACAUUCGAGUGACGCCUGCAAGAUUUUCUCUCAGAAGAAGACUUAAGGAAACUAGCACAAUUGUAUUUAUAAAUGCAAGCAAGAGAAAGAGGUUGUUAAAAAACUGACCCAGAUUUUAUAUUGUAUUUUAUUUAUUUAUUUAUUUAUAUCGUGGAUUACGUUAAUCGGAUCUGAGGAAAUGUGAUAAUAAAAAGUAGUUGAAGGGAUUUUAACUUAUAGUACAUUGUUUGCAAUAAAUUUAAAAAGUGAAUAGUACCACGUUUCUUUUUGUGGUGUGCUGCAGCCGCAAACAUGAAGGGAACUAUGCAUUACACAUUAGUUUAAACGGAAUAGGGUGUUAUGUUAUAUAAUUUAUCACAUAUAAACACGUCCAGAGCAUUUCACUAGUGAAUAAACUUUUGAAUUAUGAAAUUAAAAGUUAUAAGUUCAGGAACAAUCAAGUUGUAUAUUGGCAUUUGAUAAACCACUUUCACCGUUAUAUUACAUGCAAUUAAAAAAAAAAUAAUCAAAUAGGAAAACAAAGUUUGGCUAGUAACAAGAAAUUAAUAUUUUCACCGACAGCAACAUACGGAUUUCAGAUUGAUUUGUUUCGUUUUUGUUUACCCUCGAGUUAAAAAAAAAAAAAAAAAAAAAAAAAUCUCGCUGGCUCUUAUGGGAAUAAAACACUCCUCCCGCUGCCUGCUUCUGAGGAGAAAGAUGGCGGAGACUGAGAACCCAGAGACAAGCAGCGCUCCAUCGCAGGCUGUCCAACCCGUGCCUCUACCAAAGCUGGUGCAGUCCAUCCAACAUGUCCCGCACACACCCCCUCUACCAAGCUGUCCUGGCAGGGGAAAGAUAGCCAAGUUUCUCAGCCCAGAGGAAAUGACAUCAAGGGAUUAUUACUUCGAUUCCUACGCACAUUUUGGAAUUCAUGAGGAGAUGCUGAAGGAUGAGGUCCGAACGCUCACGUACAGGAACUCUAUGUAUCACAAUAAGCACAUCUUUAAGGACAAGAUUGUUCUAGAUGUGGGGAGUGGCACAGGAAUCCUCUCGAUGUUCGCAGCCAAGGCUGGAGCCAAGAAGGUGUAUGGGAUCGAAUGCUCCAGCAUUUCAGACUAUUCAGAAAAAAUCAUCAAAUCGAAUCAUCUGGACAACAUAAUCACAAUCUUUAAGGGUAAAGUGGAAGAAGUGGAGCUGCCCGUUGAUCAAGUGGACAUUAUAAUCAGCGAGUGGAUGGGUUACUGCCUGUUCUACGAAUCCAUGUUGAAUACAGUAAUCUUUGCAAGAGACAAGUGGCUGAAACCUGGAGGGCUGAUGUUCCCAGAUCGAGCUACCUUGUACAUCAUUGCCAUUGAAGACAGACAAUACAAGGACUUCAAAAUUCACUGGUGGGAGAGUGUGUAUGGCUUUGACAUGACCUGCAUCCGAAAUGUUGCCAUGAAGGAGCCCCUGGUGGAUAUUGUGGACCCCAAGCAAGUGGUGACUAACUCCUGCUUAAUAAAGGAGGUGGAUAUUUACACUGUGAAGACAGAUGAUCUCUCCUUUACUUCAGCGUUCUGCCUUCAAGUGCAGCGCAAUGAUUACACCCACGCUCUCGUCACCUAUUUCAACAUUGAGUUCACCAAGUGUCAUAAGAAAAUCGGCUUUUCAACAGCACCCGAUGCUCCUUAUACACAUUGGAAGCAAACUGUAUUUUACCUUGAGGAUUAUCUCACUGUGAGAAGGGGUGAGGAAAUAUAUGGAACCAUCACCAUGAAGCCCAAUGAAAAAAACAUUCGUGAUUUGGACUUCACUGUUGAGUUGGAUUUCAAAGGCCAGCUCUGCGAAACAUCAAUAUCCAACGAUUAUAAGAUGCGCUAAAUGUACUUAGGGAAGAUCUGUGCAGUAGUGUUAACCCAGCUUUCUUUUUAGCUGGUGAAGUAAAAAAAAAACCUUUUCAAAUGCUGAUUGCAAAAGGGGAUUCCUGUUAAAGGGGAAAUGUAGUCAAUCCUGCUGGUAUCACCAACAUCAGACAUCAUGAGAUUGUUUAGAAAUCAAGACUGAAUGUAACGCCUUCCGAAGAAUGUUUUCUGUUUUUAAGGGUGUGUUUUAUUUUUUUGUUAAAGAAACAGCAGGAGGACUAAAGAACAUGUCAUAUUUGGGGGAGAGUGGUCAUAGUUCUUCCAGGCAUUGCACGUUCUAAAACAUAUGGGGAAAUAUCUUUACUAAGUUGAAAUAAAACUUCCAAUAAUCCAUCUAUACCAUGCCAAGGUUGUAACAUGAACAAUAGAUAAGCAAGAUGCAGUUUACAUGUACAGUGUGUUACAAUAACAAAAUGUAGUGUUGAUGUUAUUACUGAAAGCAUUGGGCCCUAUGUUUUUAGACCUUGUUACUUUAAUAAGAAAGUAUAGAUUAUUUUCUAAGAAUAUAACGGUGAUUCAUUAUUAUUUAGUAACUUUUUCUUGUAAGGUUGGAUUAGUCUUCAUAACUUCAAUAAAAUAUGAUUCGUUAUUAAUUUGCAUGGUUUCUAAUAACGUUAUGGUUUUAUUAGAUGUUAGGGUUUUUGAAACAGUGUUAGGAACCCAGAGAAACAAGAUUAACACUCUUUAGGUGAACUGGUAGUAUUACAAGCACGGAAAACCAUGUGCAAGGCAACUAUGAAAACAAUGUUCUACUCAGUAUUCUCCUGUGCAUCCGUUCGGUAAUUAUUUUACUUUUUUUUUUAGAAUUCAGCACUUUAUUAAGAUUGAAUUAUGUCUGAAUUAUCAAGGAUGAUGUAUGGUUAACUGUUGGGUAAAAUAAGUAUUUAGCUGCCUGGAACAAAGAAAACACUGUAAGGUGUACUCUCCAAGGUUUUAAAAUCAAUUUACCUUUUAUUAGCUUCAAGACCCUCUCACUGCUCCAUUAGUUAUCAUACAGUUGGACAUUUACUGCAAUAUCUAAAAUACAUAAAAAGGUUCAACACUAUAGACCAGCCCUUGCCAUAUUGAGAGUCCCAUAUUCUUUCUUUGCUGCACACAGUCCCAUCACAGAAGUUAUGCUGACUCAGGUUUAAAACAAACUUGUAAGUGCCGUGCCAGCCCAGUGGGAGUCAUUUUAUGGAAUUAAGGAAGGGGCUCUGAUAAGACUUUGGAUGCCAUGCAUCAUAAGAAUUAUGAUUUAAACACCAAAAAAUAAGCUGUUAAGAUUUUAGAAUGAUUUUACAAAAAGGUUCCAAUUUUACUUGCCUACAUCUGGGUUUACAAGUAAUGUAACUGGAUCGUUCUACUUGUCGUCCUUGCUUUUUUCUGUCUGAGGAUGGUUACAUGUAAUUAUUCUUUCUUAAAUGUUUUCCUUAAGAUUCCCUCAAAGCACUAAAUAAAUGUAUAAUGUGUGCUGUGCAAAAGCUGUGCCACCAUGCUGUCGCUAUGACAAAGUCCAUGUGUUAAUGCGGUUAUCCCUAUUUAAUCAGGAAUGUGACAAUUAGCAUCAAUAGCUUUACUGUAAUAGGAAUUCUAGUUCAAACUAAAUAUGUCUGGAAUGAUUUACAAUUCUUAACUCUAAACCAAUUCAAUUGUCAAAAAAGGCUAUAAUGACUAUAAUUGUUAUACGAGAAGUACCUUUGUGUUAAAAUGCUCUGCUCUGGAGGACUGUAAAGCCCCUGGCAGGCUCUGCUCCAGUUGGAACCUACCCAGGUCAGGACACAGUGUCAUGCACAUCAGCUACGUGAUUUCACACUGCUUUUCAUAAAGCAAGGUUGAGCUGGGUGACAUAAGUAAACACACAAUGAGAGCAUCAGUGCCCCGGAAGCAGCUUGAUACGGACGCUUCCAUCCAAGCUUCUCCGGAUUGAAUCGUCAGCCAAAAUGUUGAUUAGAGCGAAUGCUUUGUCAUCCCUGCUCCAAUCUAGCUCAUGGCGUGUCUCAAGCAACCAAAACAUGGCUAAACAGAAUAAACUGAAAUGUUCCUUGAGGGAGUGAAAUCUUCAUGCAGGUGUGGCUGUUUGUUAUUUUGUCAGUUUAUGAACAGCCUUCAUGCAUUUUGUCUUGCUCAACCCGGGUCAAAAGUGUGUUCAUGGUUUCGUACUACGCACAAAUGUGGCCCGGGUAGCCACACAGUGCCAGUGUGAAAGGGGCUUAAGAUAAUGCUCUACUAAAGCCAAUAUUUAUAUGUAUGCAUAUUUAACAAACUUCCGUUUACCUUUUUCAAUCAAGUUUCCUCUUUAUGCUCAUGUAAUGUGUAGCCUUUUGGUUGCCGAUUGAACAAUUAUUAUAUAUGCUACUACCCACCAGCACAGUGUCUCCAGCUCAGUAAAGCAAUGCUGAGUUGUAGUAUAUACUUUCUACCUCAGACUCAUGUCGGAGUCUGGUAAUGAAAAGCUAUAUCAGAAAGUGCGGUAUUUACCACAACUCUGUUUCGCUUUACUGAGCUGGAGAGGCUGUGCCGGUGGGUCGAAGCUGGAAAUGGAAGCUAAACAGAGGUUUAGUUUAUGUUUUUUUCAACAGCAGCUGGUUGCAUUCCACAGCCAUCUCCCAGUAAGUGCUUAAAUAUGAAUCUUUAAAAAUGAAAAGCCUGUGAAAAUGAAACUGAAGCUAACAAAGGGUAAGAUUUUAAAAUCCUGCAACACUUUUAGAGAACUUAUUGUAUUUGUAAAGGAAACUUGAAUCAAAGAGACUUCAAGGCUGCUUACAGUAUGUGCAGAAGUACCGGGAAGUAUCUUCAAAGGAGUGAUAUUUUAUAAAAGCCUUUGAAACAUUUUACUAUUUACUACUACAGUACUCCCUCUUUCAUUCUGAUGAAAAUAGUUCAGAUUUUUCUUCUUUUUUUUUUACUUGAAUUGCAGAUAUGCAGGUUUUUCAGAGAGGUCAGCAUAAAAUACAUUGAUUCUUCCUGGUACAUCAUUUUUCCUGAGGUUGGUCUAAAACUGACCUACAGCACAGGGCAUAGGUACCAGGAAUCAACAGGACAUUUGAAUUCUAAAGUAUAACAAUGAAGUGAAUGAAAAUGCUUGAAUAAACAAGCUAAGAACAGAAAGAACAUUUUACUCAUAAAGAAAAUGAUUUUAAAACGCUGAUUAUCACUCCACAUUAAUAAGCAUUAGUGUGUUUCAGAUUGACUGUUAUAUACUGGUCCAUUGUGGCAAUGAGGAUUUAUCUAACCUGCAUUUUGUUUUCUGUUAUAGGAUACAUCAAGCUGUUAAGAUAGUGUGUCUUUAUAUCCAGCAGGUCAAAUUCAUUCUGAUACUUUAUUGAGCAGUGAGAUUCAUUAUAAUAUUGUAUAUGAAAGGACUUUUUUUAUUACCUUGAAAUAUUAAAAUGAUUCAUAACUGAAAAAAAUGGCAUUGGAGCUUAGUGUG
This is a messenger RNA of Polyodon spathula (Mississippi paddlefish), 5654 nucleotides long. Its product is annotated as protein arginine N-methyltransferase 8. The transcript is spliced from 10 exons. Gene Ontology annotation, cellular component: plasma membrane. Gene Ontology annotation, biological process: peptidyl-arginine methylation. Bases 1014 to 2201 code for a protein of 395 amino acids. Gene Ontology annotation, molecular function: protein-arginine N-methyltransferase activity. The record is from RefSeq and is a predicted model, not a curated record. Lineage: Eukaryota; Metazoa; Chordata; Actinopteri; Acipenseriformes; Polyodontidae.